AUAAGCGCACUUUUGGCGUUACCCAACACGGCCACUUUGUUGAUACGUGAUUACGUGAAUUAUUUUGCGAAUUAAACGAUACAAGUUAGCCACCCACUAAGUUCAACAUGUUCUCGCCCUCACGUGCCCUGCGCCCGGCCCUGAGCCGCUGCUACAGCCAGAUCAAGGGCGGACCAGUUUCCGGCGGCGGCCGACCCAGCGCCCCAGGAUCUUCAGCUGGAGCCCCAUCCUCGCCAGCCGUCGUGGGACUGACAAGCAACUGCGUGAAGCCCACCACUGGACCCGUAGGACCAGGUGCCUCCGCCACCGGUGGCUACAAGGUGCCCGAAUACUACAGCUUCAAUCGCUUCAGCUACGCCGAAGCGGAGGUGGAGAUGGCCAAGUACCGCUGCCCACAGCCCUCGGCCCUCAAGUAGAUCGAUGGGAGUGUAACCGAAUUGUUUAUGUUAAAUAAAAAUGCCUAUUAAAAAGAAAUGCCUAUUGAGAAAUA
This is a messenger RNA of Drosophila teissieri, 490 nucleotides long. RefSeq lists its product as uncharacterized. The record is from RefSeq and is a predicted model, not a curated record. Lineage: Eukaryota; Metazoa; Arthropoda; Insecta; Diptera; Drosophilidae. The coding region runs from base 108 to 416 and encodes 102 amino acids. The transcript has a single exon. Gene Ontology annotation, cellular component: mitochondrion.